Molecule: messenger RNA, 2126 nt
Organism: Coffea eugenioides
Lineage: Eukaryota; Viridiplantae; Streptophyta; Magnoliopsida; Gentianales; Rubiaceae
Exons: 16
Coding region: 29-1972 (647 amino acids)
Cellular component (GO): cytoplasm
Source: RefSeq, a predicted model, not a curated record
AACCCACACUCUCUAUCGCCACACAGUAAUGGCUUCAUCCUCGUCGAGCUCGUCUGCCGAUUUUCAGCUUCGUCUCCAACCCACCGCCACUCGUAGUCUCCCUCGGCGUCACAUCACGCGGCAACAUUUCGCUUCAUCACCAAAUACCAGAAAGAAAUUCACAUUUUUUACUCAGAAAACGGCUAGUAGACGAACCAAUAACAGCAAUACAGCAAAAACUCGGACAGAAAGCGCUCUGGAGUAUAGGAAACUCGGAGAUUCCGACCUUAUUAUUAGUGAAAUCACGCUUGGCACCAUGACAUUUGGACAGCAGAAUACAGAGAAAGAGGCACAUGAUAUGCUUAAUUAUGCGUUCGAUAAUGGGAUAAAUGUCUUAGAUACUGCAGAGGCUUACCCAAUUCCAAUAAGUAAGGAGACACAAGGGCGGACAGAUCGCUAUAUUGGUAGCUGGCUGAAGUCUCAACCCCGUGACAAGGUUAUCGUGGCAACAAAAAUAUCUGGUUAUUCGGAGCGGCAAAGCUUUUUAAGGGAGAAUGCAAAAGUUUUGAGGGUUGAUGCUGCUAAUAUAAAAGAAAGUGUAGAAAAAAGUCUUCAACGUCUUGGUACUGACUACAUCGAUUUACUCCAAAUACAUUGUGAAAAUCUUUAUACCUAUCUUAACUCUUUAAGUGUGACAUAUUUCAGUUUAUCUUUGAAGAUUAAAGGUUUUACUGAGGUUCCCAAAAUACUGAAAAUAGAGAAACUGCUUGAAAAAGUGACAUUGAGUAGAUCUUAUAGAACUCAGAUAUUGAUGAUGAUGGUGGUGGUGGUUCUGGAGAGGGAAUUAUUGGGAGUGAAAGAUGCUGGCGCAGCUUGUAUGGGUGAGCUCUGGAGCAACGUGGUUACUCUUGGAAGUCUUGUUCAAUAUACGGAUAAGAAUGGACAGACUACAUUGUUGAACCAUAUACUGACUGCUGAUCAUGGAAAACGAAUUGCGGUUAUUGAGAAUGAGUAUGGUGAAGUAGAUAUUGAUGGUUCAUUAGUUGCUGCAAAAGCGGACGGAAUUGAAGACAUUGUCAUGCUCAACAAUGGGUGCCUGUGCUGCACAGUAAGGGGUGAUCUUGUGAGAAUGAUAUCAGAAUUGGUAAACAGAAAAAAGGGGAAAUUUAAUCAUAUUGUAAUAGAGACUACAGGAUUGGCAAAUCCAGCACCAAUUAUUCAGACAUUUUAUGCUGAAGAUCAGGUUUUCAAUGAUGUUAAGCUGGAUGGUGUUGUAACACUAGUUGAUGCUAAACACGCUGGUUUUCACCUUGAUGAAGUCAAACCUAAAGGCAUAGUUAAUGAGGCAGUCGAGCAGAUUGCUUAUGCUGACCGUAUUAUAGUGAACAAGACUGAUCUUGUUGGUGAGCGAGAUAUUGCCUCUUUGGUUCAGAGGAUAAGGAACAUUAACCGUAUGGCUCAACUUAAGCGAACGGAGUUUGGGAAAGUAGAUUUGGAUUAUGUUCUUGGAAUUGGAGGCUUUGACUUGGAAAGAAUUGAAACUGCUGUCGAUGCUGAAAGUUCUAAGGAAGAUCACACCAGCCAUGGCCAUGACCACGAUCACCACCAUCAUCAUGAACAUGAACAUGAACAUGACCAUGAACACGACCAUAAACACGAACAUCAUGAUCACCUUGCUCAUGAUCACACUCAUGACCCUGGUGUUUCUUCUGUCAGCAUAGUUUGUGAAGGACGCUUAGAUCUUGAGAAGGCUAACAUUUGGCUGGGUACAUUGUUAUUGGAACGAAGCGAGGAUAUAUACCGUAUGAAAGGUCUUCUGUCAGUUGAUGGAAUGAAUGAGCGAUUUGUCUUCCAGGGAGUACAUGACAUAUUCCAAGGUUCGCCGGAUAGACCAUGGCUCCCAGAUGAACCAAGAGUAAAUAAGAUCGUCUUCAUAGGAAAGAACUUAGACGCACAGGAGCUGGAGAAGGGCUUUAGGGCUUGUUUAUUGUGAUUCCACUACUUAAGACUCUAGUAAUUAACAACGAGUUAACUAUUUUAUCGUGUGUGGUGAAAACAAUAAAAACUAUAAAAAAUUUUCUGAUAUGCUUGUGGAAGCCUGAGUUUCAUGCAGAUUCAAUCAAUAGUCCACAUCUUCUUUCGCUUUC